Messenger RNA from Arachis ipaensis, 2084 nucleotides. The record is from RefSeq and is a predicted model, not a curated record. Lineage: Eukaryota; Viridiplantae; Streptophyta; Magnoliopsida; Fabales; Fabaceae.
AAUUCCACUAAAACCCGAUCACCAAAACCACCACCAUUACCAUCAUAAUCAGAUAUUCACAUCAACAAUGUCUUCUUUUGUUUUCCCAGAGACCAAUUCCACUGUCCUCCCAGACCCUUCCAAUUUCUUCUCCCAAAAUCUUCUCUCAAACCCACUCCCAACAAACUCUUUCUUCCAAAACUUUGUUCUCAAAAACGGUGACCAACCAGAAUACUUCCACCCUUACCUCAUCAACUCCUCAAACUCCUCACUCACUCUCUGCUACCCUUUCCACAACUCAAACUCUUCAUUCAUAUCCCAAGUCUUCAUCAACAACCUCACCAUCACUUCCUCUAACAAUAACAAACCCGAGGGCAAACACGUCAUUUCCUCCUACAGUGACCUUGGUGUCACAUUGGAUAUCCCUUCUUCCAACCUUCAAUGCUUUCUUGUUAAAGGAGCCCCCUUUGUAACCGUUUCUGUUACACAACCAACCCCUCUUUCAAUAACCACCAUCCACGCCAUUCUCUCUUUCUCCUCCAAUGAUUCUCUCACCAAGUUCACCUUUCAGUUCAACAAUGGCCUGUUGCCGGAUUCCGACGCGAAACACGAGGCUAUUCUUGACAAGUUCAGCACCUGUUAUCCUGUCUCCGGCGAAGCCAUCGUCGGAGAACCGUUUCGCGUCAAGUAUAAUUGGAACAAGAAAGGCUCCGGUGACUUGUUGAUGUUAGCACACCCUCUUCAUCUUCGGCUUUUAGAUAAGAACAACAACAAUGAUGUUAAUGUAACCGUUCUUGAUGAUUUCAAGUACAAUAGCAUCGAUGGGGAGCUUGUUGGUGUUGUUGGUGAUUCAUGGAUUCUGCAAACCGAUCCAGUUUUCGUAACAUGGCAUUCUUCAAACGGUGUAAGGCAAGAUUCAUACAACGAAAUCGUUUCGGCACUUUCGAAAGACGUUGAAUCUCUUAACUCAUCUUCAACAUUAUUACAAACUUCAUCUUACUUCUAUGGCAAGUUAAUUGCAAGAGCUGCAAGACUUGCAUUAAUAGCUGAAGAGGUUUAUUCAUUUGAUGCGAUUGCCAAGGUUAGGAACUUUCUUAAAGAAACCAUUGAGCCUUGGCUUGAAGGAACUUUCAAUGGGAAUGGAUUUCUUCAUGAUAAAAAAUGGGGUGGAAUUGUUACAAAGUUAGGAUCUACAGAUUCUGGUAAAGAUUUUGGGUUUGGAAUUUACAAUGAUCAUCAUUAUCAUUUGGGAUACUUUAUCUAUGCAAUUGCAACGCUUGUUAAGAUUGAUCCAGCAUGGGGUAGUAAAUACAAAUAUCAAGCUUAUUCUCUUGUCUCGGAUUUUAUGAACUUGGAUAUGAAAUCAAAUCCAAAUUACACUCGUUUGAGGUGUUUUGAUCUGUACACAUUACAUUCUUGGGCCGGAGGACUAACCGAAUUCGCCGACGGAAGAAACCAAGAGAGCACAAGCGAAGCAGUGAGUGCUUAUUACUCUGCAGCGUUGUUGGGUAUGGCGUACGGCGAUGCAAGGCUUUAUGGCGUUGGAUCAACGCUAACGGCAUUGGAGAUUCUUGGAACACAAACAUGGUGGCAUGUGAAAGAAGGAAGUGGAAUGUAUGAGGGUGAGUUUACAAAGGAAAACAGGGUAAUGGGAGUACUGUGGUCUAACAAGAGAGACAGUGGAUUAUGGUUUGCACCUGCUGAGUGGAAAGAAUGCAGGGUUGGGAUUCAGGUGCUGCCAUUGCUGCCAAUAUCUGAAGCUUUGUUUUCAGAUGUUGGGUAUGUGAAGGAGCUUGUGGAGUGGAGUUUGCCUGCUUUGAAGAGGGAUGGUGUUGGAGAAGGGUGGAAGGGGUUUGUUUAUGGUCUUCAAGGGGUUUAUGAUAAUGAAGGUGCAUUGGAGAAUAUAAGAAACUUGAAAGGUUUUGAUGAUGGUAACUCGUUGACUAAUCUUUUAUGGUGGAUUCAUAGUAGAGGAUGAAGGUGAUCUUGAGAAGUGGAAGAAUAAUGGAGAAAAAUCCAAUAGCCGCUAACAAUUGCCUCGAAAAACAAUGAGGUGCUUGACAAAAAAAAAAAUCCAAUCCGACUCUGAUAAUUAUUUCGAAAGG